AUGCCAGGACACGUCGGGCCACUCGGGCAACAUGCAGCUGAUUGUUUGGCCAAUGGAGUGGGGGCCACUGCAAAAAGCGUGGUGGACAUGUCCAAAGCCGCAACGCUGCAAUUUGGCGAGAACUACAACACGUUGAUGGAGCACCUUGUCGACGACCUACUUCAGCUGCAGCAAGGUUUUCUACACCAUGGUGAGACCUGGCAUUUGGUUUGUAUCGGGUGCAAGGGCGAUAUGCCUUUCUUGGUGAAGACGGGUGGGUUUGAGCGUCAUUGGUUACGUGCUGAGAGGAAAGCUAACGCAAGAACAAGAACUAGGGCGUCACCUGGAGUUUGCUGGCUUUGUAUGGCGGGAACCCCAAAUAUCCCUUUUGAGGACUGCAACCUGAAUUCCGUAUGGUCCAACACCCAGAACAGACCUCCGUGGCAAGUUCAACCUGCAAUACUUCGGCUAUUCCAUUCACCAUCAGCCCCAUGGGACAUGUUCAAGCCGGAUAUAUUUCACAACUACCAUGGUGGCCUGGGCAUGUAUUUCAUUGCCUCUUCAAUUGUGGAAUGCAUGGUCCUUGUCCCUGGGACUAUUGAUGACAAAGUGAAUCAUUUUGCUGAAGCAUUGAAAGAGUGGGCGGAAAGAAGAAAGAACCGUUUGCCUCACAGUGGCCCGUUUACCCGGGAAAGAGUGGGGCUUACUUCGUUUCAGGUCCUUCCGGAAGCCCGGUGGUCAAAGUUUGACGACACAAGGAUCUACCAUUCAUUCCUACAAUCUUGGCUAGAAGAACGGGAAAACCAAAUCCAAGACUACGAAAUUCUUUGCCGGAUUUUGGAAGGGCUACGUAGUAUCAAUGGAAUGUUCCACAUACUCUAUACCUCUGGCCUUUGGAUGGAAACCCUAGAAGUCAAGAAUGCUGCAACACUGGGGCGAACUUUUCUGUGCAAUUACUGCCAGCUUGCGAACAUGUGCUACCAUGCUGGGCGUUUGCGCUAA
Molecule: messenger RNA, 981 nt
Organism: Cladocopium goreaui
Lineage: Eukaryota; Dinophyceae; Suessiales; Symbiodiniaceae
Source: the annotation of a GenBank genome assembly